Saprolegnia diclina VS20 is the source of this 1661-nucleotide messenger RNA. RefSeq lists its product as hypothetical. The transcript has 3 exons. Gene Ontology annotation, molecular function: deoxyribodipyrimidine photo-lyase activity. Lineage: Eukaryota; Oomycota; Saprolegniomycetes; Saprolegniales; Saprolegniaceae. Gene Ontology annotation, biological process: photoreactive repair. Bases 1 to 1551 code for a protein of 516 amino acids. The record is from RefSeq and is a predicted model, not a curated record.
AUGAAGCUGGUCGACUUGGCGGUGGCGGGCGUCAAGGCCGAACGCCUCCGCUGGCUGCAUGGCUCGGCCGCGCUUUCUAGCGGCUCGCACGUGCUCUACUGGAUGCAGACGUCGCUGCGCACCCGCUACAACUACGCACUGCACGUGGCCAUGGCCGCGGCCACCACCCUCCAGAAGCCGCUGUACGUGCUCUACACGUUAGACACGCACGAGGCUGGCAUGUCGGAGCGCCACAUGGCGUUUCUCCUCGAAAGUCUCUACGACGUCAACAAGUCGCUUCAGCAGACGCACCACGUCCCGUUUAGCGCCGUCCACUGCGCCUCGGGCUCAAGCGGCCCGCUCGACGUGGUCCUUGCCGCGAGCCGCAACGCAUCGCUCGUCGUGACCGAGCUCCAGUACCUCCGGUCGGGACGCAAGCUCUGCACGACGUUUGGCGAGCAGGCCACUGCGCCGGUCGUCCAGGUCGAGAGCGACGUGGUCGUGCCCGUUGAAGUCGCGAGCAACAAGGAAGAGUACGCUGCGCGCACGCUUCGCCCCAAGAUCACCAAGCACCUGCCGACGUACAUUGUAUCACUGCCGUCGAUUGCAUAUGCGCCGCCGUCGCCGGCCCCAAAAUCCUUGCAGGAGCUUCAAGCGCUUUCGCUGUCAACCCACGACACGUGGCUCGACCUGACCGAUGCGUCGGCCGUCGACACGCUCCUCGCCACGGCCAAGGACGUCGACCGCAGCAUCCCGCGCGUCUCGACAUUUCUCGGUGGCGAGACGUCGGCGCAGUCGGUGCUAACCACGUUUUUGAGCCAGAAGCUGCUCAAGUACGGCACCGAGCGCAACGAGCCGAGCGGAAAUGGCGCGAGCAACCUCUCGCCGUACUUGCACUAUGGCAACAUCUCGCCGGUCGACAUUGCGCUGCAGGUAAAUGCGACCGAAGGCCGUGGGCCCGCGAUGGCCGCCUCCAAAGCGUCGUUUCUGGAAGAGCUCAUUGUACGUCGCGAGCUCUCAAUGAACUUCGUGUGGUUCAACCCGCGCCACUACGACUCGAUCAAGAGCCUGCCGCCGUUCGCAACCGAGACGCUUGCGAUCCACGCUGACGACGCGCGGGCCACCAUCUACUCGGAAGCGCAGCUCGACACAGCGAUGACGCACGACGCGUAUUGGAAUGCCGCGCAACUCGACAUGAUUGUCAACGGCAAGAUGCAAAACUACAUGCGAAUGUACUGGGGCAAGAAGAUUCUCGAGUGGACGGCGUCGCCGGAAGAAGCCUACGAGAUUUGCAUUCGGCUCAACGACAAGUACAACCUCGACGGGUACGAUCCCAACUCGUAUACGGGGAUUGCGUGGGUCUUUGGGAAGCACGACACGGGCUGGGCCGAGCGCGCGAUCUUUGGCAAGGUCCGCUACAUGAAUGCGGACGGACUCAAGCGCAAGUACGACAUGCAAGCGUACGUCAACAUGAUUCGACACCAAUGUGCCGCGGCCAAGAUGACGCUGCAGCCCAAGCAGUUGGCGCUCGAAUGCACAAAACCCAAGGCCAAGCGGCAGAAGAAGGCCUAGUCGCUCUAGAAACCAUUAUCACAUAGGUUUAGGUUUUAGGUCAUAUUACUUGAAACGAGUCUUGAUCCCUUCACGUCGAGUCGACAAAACAUCGACUAUGAUGUGUUCAG